AUGUCUUUAGUUCAUUUGGCUAACUUCUGUUGUCAUAUAAAGAAUUGUAUUAAUGUGCAUAUCGCAACUACAUCAGUUCCUUUCAGCAGAUUGCAUUUACAGAUAGCACUUAGUCUUUAUAGGGAAGGAUUCAUAUCUCUGGUUCAAAAAGGAUCUACCUCGGGCCCAGAUUUGCAUCCCGUUGAUGUUACACCUGAUAACAUAUCUACUCGUCGUUUGUGGUUGGGUUUGAAAUACCGUAAUAAUCUGCCUGUAAUUAGGGACUUUUCUUUAGUCUCAAAGCCAGGGAGAAAAGUCAAUCUAACUGGUACUGAGGUGAAGGCAUUAGCAUCUGGACUUCCUGUAAGAUUCAUCAAACCGCUACAGCCUGCAGAGUGCAUAUUUAUGAGGACGAAGAGUAAGGAAAUCUUGGAAGUUCAAGAAGCAGCUAAAAGAGAUUUAGAGGGUAUGGUCCUAUGCCGUAUAAAAUAA
Priceomyces carsonii is the source of this 471-nucleotide messenger RNA. RefSeq names its product mitochondrial 37S ribosomal protein uS8m. Lineage: Eukaryota; Fungi; Ascomycota; Pichiomycetes; Serinales; Debaryomycetaceae. Gene Ontology annotation, biological process: translation. Gene Ontology annotation, molecular function: structural constituent of ribosome. Gene Ontology annotation, cellular component: mitochondrion; ribosome. The transcript has a single exon. The coding region runs from base 1 to 471 and encodes 156 amino acids. The record is from RefSeq and is a predicted model, not a curated record.